Gastrolobium bilobum is the source of this 2489-nucleotide messenger RNA. Its product is annotated as ABC transporter G family member 25. The record is from RefSeq and is a predicted model, not a curated record. Gene Ontology annotation, cellular component: membrane. The transcript is spliced from 3 exons. Bases 132 to 2156 code for a protein of 674 amino acids. NCBI's taxonomy places the organism in Eukaryota, Viridiplantae, Streptophyta, Magnoliopsida, Fabales, Fabaceae. Gene Ontology annotation, molecular function: ATP binding; ABC-type transporter activity; ATP hydrolysis activity.
ACACUUCCUCUCUUCUCUUUGUCAAACCCCCUCCUAUCAUCAUUUCCUAACUUUCCAUACUUUCUCCUCUUUUUUUGUCUCCUAACUAAGAGAGGAAAAAAAAAAAAAAAAAACACCUAGGAAAAAUAAUAAUGCCAACACCAACACCAACACCUGCAGCAGCGUUUGGUGGUGUAGAAACUCCAAAUGGAAACUCAUCCCACGCUCAUGCACCUCCCAAACACACCCCUCAAGAAUCGCGUGACCUCGCUCCUUUCUUGUCUUGCUCUUACCCAAUCACGCUUAAGUUCAUGGAAGUGGGAUACCGAUUGAAGAUAGAGAACAAACAAGGCAGAGGAGGGUGUAUCAAUAGAUUGUUUUCGACGCACGAAUCAUCACCGUCUGAUCAAAGAUCAACGGUGGAAGCGCCGAAAGAGCGAACCAUUUUGAACGGCGUAACAGGGAUAGCGUACCCAGGGGAAAUCCUAGCCAUCCUGGGCCCAUCUGGGAGCGGAAAAUCCACGCUCCUAAACGCGCUUGCAGGGAGGCUCCAUGGAAACGGCCUCACCGGAACAAUCCUCGCCAACUCCUCCAAACUCAACAAACUGGUUCUCCGUCGAACCGGGUUCGUGACACAGGACGACGUCCUCUACCCUCACCUAACGGUUCGCGAGACUCUCGUCUUCUGCUCCAUGCUUCGCCUCCCGAGGACGCUGCCGCGCGCGGCAAAGAUCGCGGCGGCGGAGUCGGCGAUAGCGGAGCUUGGGCUAGGGAAGUGCGAGGACACUAUCAUCGGUAACACCUUCAUCCGCGGCGUGUCCGGCGGGGAACGGAAGCGCGUGAGCAUCGCGCACGAGAUGCUGGUGGAUCCGGCGCUGCUUAUUUUAGACGAGCCUACCUCCGGUCUUGACUCCACGGCGGCGCACCGCCUGGUGGUGACGCUGGGGUCGCUGGCGAAGAAAGGGAAGACGGUGGUUACGUCGUUGCACCAACCAUCGAGCCGCGUGUACCAGAUGUUCGACAAAGUGCUCGUGCUGUCGGAAGGACAGUGCUUAUACUUCGGCAAAGGAAACGACGCCAUGCGCUACUUCGAGUCGGUUGGGUUCGCGCCGUCUUUUCCGGUAAACCCGGCGGAUUUUCUGCUCGAUCUCGCUAACGGUGUUUGCCAUGUUGAUGGUCUAAGUGAAAGAGAUAGGCCAGCCAUAAAGCAAAACCUAGUUCAUUCAUACAACACAGUACUUGCUCCCAAGGUAAAAGCUUCCUGCAUGGACACUGUCAGUUUUCCUACAAGGAACACUCACCUUUUGAGAAGCAACUCUUCCAAAGAACGUAGAUAUACUGACAGGGUUAACUUCUUAGAUUGGUUCAACCAAUUCAGUAUUCUGCUCCAGAGAAGCCUCAAAGAAAGAAAGCAUGAAUCCUUUAACACUCUGAGAGUCUUUCAAGUUAUUGCUGCUGCACUAUUAGCUGGUCUAAUGUGGUGGCACUCAGACUAUAGGAAUAUUCAAGAUAGGCUUGGCCUACUCUUCUUCAUUUCCAUCUUUUGGGGAGUCUUCCCGUCUUUCAACUCUGUCUUUGCAUUCCCUCAAGAACGUGCCAUCUUUAUGAAAGAGAGAGCUUCUGGUAUGUAUACACUGUCGUCCUAUUUUAUGGCUCGAAUUGUUGGAGACCUGCCCAUGGAGCUUAUCCUUCCCACAGUUUUCCUCAUUGUUACAUAUUGGAUGGGUGGAUUAAAGCCUGAUUUGUGGGCUUUUCUCUUGACUUUGUUGGUUGUUCUUGGAUACGUGCUUGUGUCACAGGGUCUUGGCCUUGCUUUAGGUGCAGCAAUAAUGGAUGCAAAACAAGCUUCCACAGUUGCAGCUGUGACAAUGCUAGCAUUUGUCUUAACAGGUGGAUACUAUGUCCAUAAGGUGCCAUCUUGUAUGGCUUGGAUCAAAUAUAUAUCCACAACCUUUUACAGUUAUAGAUUGCUGACUAGAAUCCAGUAUGGGGAUGGAAAGAAAAUAUCAUAUCUGUUGGGUUGCUAUCAUGGUGAUAGUGAUAGGGCUAGCUGCAAGUUUGUUGAAGAAGAUGUGGUGGGGCAAAUCGGCACUGUGGGAAGCAUUGGGGUGUUAUUUUUCAUGUUUGUGUUUUACAGAUUAUUGGCCUACCUUGCCUUGAUGCGCAUCAAGAGUUGAAAUUUCUGCAUUGCAUAGUUCUUUUGGAAACUAUGCUAUUAAACUUUAUGUUUUGAAUGACACGGAUGGAAGAAAAGGGAUGGAUCAAUUUGUGGGCUCCUAGUGCAACAGCCACAACCUUUACACUAGGCUAGACUGGCUAGUUGAUUCGUACUAACUGUAAUUGAAGAAUGAGAGAAUUUCUGGUGUAAAGUUAGAGAAUUAACAAUCAAAUUCGAAGUGAAGAAACAAUAGUUGUAGAUUUGGAUUUCACAUUGAUAAGUUUCAUUAAGCUGUAUUCAGAAUGUUCAGGGAAGAAAUAAAGCAAUUUCUUCCACGUGGAAAAUAUAAUAU